Messenger RNA from Drosophila serrata, 1676 nucleotides. RefSeq lists its product as uncharacterized. Gene Ontology annotation, biological process: transmembrane transport. The record is from RefSeq and is a predicted model, not a curated record. Lineage: Eukaryota; Metazoa; Arthropoda; Insecta; Diptera; Drosophilidae. Gene Ontology annotation, molecular function: transmembrane transporter activity. Gene Ontology annotation, cellular component: membrane.
UACUAAAAAAAAAAUUAUAUAUAUCUAUUUAUUUUUUGGUUGAAUGGCUGCCAAUGUGGAGGAGGCAGCCGACUUUGAGACGGCAAUUGCCGAGUGUGGCUUUGGCUUGUUCAACGUGUUCAUCCUGUGCAGCGCCAUGCCCUGCCUUACGGCCAUGGUCUUCUCCGCAUCCGCUUUGUCCUAUGUGAUGCCCUCGGCGGAGUGCGAUCUUGAGCUGAGUCUCCUGGACAAGGGAUUGCUCAAUGCGGCCACCUAUGCCGGAAUGAUCAUCUCGGCGGUGCCAUGGGGUUUCAUUGCGGACACAUUCGGCCGCCGUCCGGUUCUCAUUUCCGGCGGCUGGCUGGACGGUUUUUUUGUUCUGUGCGCCUCCUUCAGUCAGGACACGGCCCAGCUGAUGGCCUUUAAGUUCUUCGAUGGCUUUGUCAUCUGUGGCCCUUUUGCUGUGGUGGUCAGUUAUUUGGCCGAGUUUCAUGGGAAGAAGCACCGGCCGUAUAUCAUGUUAUUUGUGGGUCUCUGCGUUUCCACGGGAUCGAUGAUAAUGCCCCUGCUGGCUUACGUUGUGCUGCCGGUGAACAUCUUCUUUAAGGUGGGCUCUUUGGAGUUUCGAACAUGGCAGGUUUUUCUGGCAGCCAGCGCGAUUCCUACAAUCUUAAGCGGUCUGAUGCACAUUUUCCUGCCUGAGAGCCCCAAAUUCCUCAUGUCCCAGGGGAACUACGCAAAGGCCAUGGAGUCUCUCAAGCGCAUCUAUAAGAUGAAUAAACGCAAGAGCAAGGAGAGCUAUCCGGUGAAACGCCUUAUCGAUCCCACGCCCGAUCGCUCCGCUGAACUUGAUGGCACUGGAAGGCGGCUCACGAGAAAGGAGAAGCUCGAUCGGGCGAAAAAGCAGUUUAGCGAAGGUUUCAGGCAGCUGAAACCCAUGUGCUCUCAGCCCUAUUUGGCCAUCUCAUUGAAGGUUUACUUUCUGCACUUUUGCCAAAUUAUGUGUGUGAACUCGGUUCGUUUGUGGAUGCCGCAAAUCUUUGCCACAAUGAACGCAAUGGAGAAGCAGGGUGCCAAUGAUACGAGCGUGUGCGCCGUGCUGGAUCACAAUGCUGAGUCCUUGCCCCGGAACUCGGACGAGAGGCGGGCGGAGUGCAAUCUACACCACAAUGCGGAAAGCUAUCUGGGUAAUAUAAUUGUCUCGGCCAUUGGCUUAGUCGGCUAUCUGCUUAUUUUCCCGCUGCUGCGCAUCAGUCUGGUUGCGAAUCAUAUAGUGAAGGUAUUCCUAUUCAUCUGCAUUUUCCUGGUUGGUGGACUGUAUUUUGUAAAGACAUCGUUGGUGACGAUGCUUGUAUCCGCCACUUACCUGACGCUGAUGGGCAUUUGUGCCACGACGGUUAUCGGUAUGUCUGUGGUGAUAUUUCCCACUCUAAUGAGGACUAUGGUGCUGCUGCUGAUUAUGACUUUUGGCAGGCUGGGCUCUGUGAGUGGCAACAUUCUUCUGCCGGUCUUCAUGCAACUGAGCUGUCUGGCUCCGUUUCUCUGGUUGAUUGCUUUGAUGAGCAUUGCCUUUCUGUGCUCGUUGUUCUUGAAGUUUGACGAUCAGCAGGCCCUGAAUUAGUGCUAGAGAGAGUUCCACUGAAGUGAAGCUGGGCGUAAAAAUAAAUGAAUUAUGAAUAAAUAAUGAAUCUAGGCAA